AUGUCAGUACUCAGUCGAGGCUGCGACGAGGGAGAAAUCGUCCGCGCUUACGUCGCUUUCCCUCACUAUGCGUUCGCGCGCUUUUGCAAAAAUUAUAAAAUAAAAAUCAUAGUGAAUAACAAUUAAAUUACCUUCCGCGUUCGUGUUGGCAUUUUUUAUGAACGGAAAUUUUAUGUGACCAGUGGCAGUGAUGUUUACAAAACGAGCAGUGAUUAAAAAAAUAUGAAUGGAUCUUAAACGAACCCACUUCUUAGUUAAGUUUCGUGAGAUGAAGCCGUUUUUCAAACAGGCUUUCGUGGUAUGCGGUGCAGCGUUGAAUAUUGCCGGGCAUGGAUGUGCCCAUGGCUUCCCUGCUGUGCUGUUCGCACAACUGAAGAGUGACGGGGGACCGGUGACGCUCACUGAACAUGAUACUUCUUGGAUAGCAUCUGUGGUGGGCGUCAUGGGCAUCGUUGGAAACUUCGUAUCACCAGUCCUGAUGACACGUCUGGGUCGGCAGAAAGCCCAUCUCAUUAGCACCAUACCAGCACUCCUCGGAUGGAUCGUGUUCGUUCUAGGAAACUCCGUCCCACUCUUCAUACUGGCAAGGUUACUGCACGGUCUGGCUUUAGGCUUAAGGACCCCUCUAGCUGCUAUAUUAGUGGCGGAGUACACUGAUCCAAAAUACCGUGGUGCCUUCCUAGGGACCUUCGCUAUAUCUUUAGGGUUAGGAAUUUUCUUAUCCCAUCUUUGGGGCGCGCAGUUAACAUGGAAAAUGACUGCUGUCGUCUGCUCGCUAUUCCCUCUAAUUGCCAUGGCUAUUAUCUCCUUGUCUCCGGAAUCGCCAAGUUGGCUGGUCUCCAAAAAGAAGUUUGAGGAAGCGAGAAAGGCGUUCAAAUGGGUCAGAGGUGAAGGCCCCGAACAAAGGGAAGAGCUGGAGGCCAUGAUUAACGCACAGAAAGAAGAACUAGCUGAAGAGAAAAGAAACGAAGUCGUUAAAACCACUCGUAGUGGAGUAUUUAGAACAGCAGUGGAUUCUAUCAAGGAUGUAUUGAAGAUAUUCAAAAAGAAAGAGUUCUACAAACCAGCUAUUAUAGCUAUAAGCAUGUUAAUAGUGUUCGAGUUCGGUGGAGCUCAUAUGUUCGCAGCUUAUGGUAAUACUAUACUUGAAGCUGUACUUGACAAAAAUGAUCCGAAAGACGUCGCUUGGCAGUUCACAGUCAUGGACCUAUUGAGAACUGUGUGCGCAUUCUUAGCCAUAUUCUUGUUGAAAUACUUCAAGAGACGUACAAUUUUAUUCACGAGCGGUAUUAUGACCGUUUUAUCUCUGAGCGCAAUAUCAGUUUUCAUCUAUAUUAGAAAAGCUGGUGUCCUAACUUCAGAAUGGAUGUUAGAUGUGCUGCCAAUGUCUUUGAUGACACUCUACACUUUAUCCUUUUGCCUCGGUUUAGUUCCUUUAAAUUGGGUUAUCUGUGGGGAAGUAUUCCCGUUAGCUUACAGGAGUUUAGGAUCGACGUUGUCCACAUCGUUUCUAACGCCAUCUUUCGUGGUAUCUAUGAAGACUGCUCCUCAUUUAUACUCUUCUGUAGGAGUCGAAGGUGCAUUUUUAGUUUAUUCUGCCACUUUGACUGUAUUUUUAUUAGUAAUUUACGCUUUAUUGCCAGAAACAAAGGACAGGACUUUACAAGACAUAGAAGAUAGUUUUAAGGGUAAGAGACAAGUGGACCCUGAAGUACAGUUAAAACUGAUUAAUAAAGACGACAUUGUUUUAGUGAAAUAGACAUUUAAUUGUAAAUAAGUACUUAAAACCUGUGAUAAGUAGUAGUCAUUAGGGAAGAAGAGGGCACUUUGACAUAUUUUUCAAUUUUUCUCAUGGUUUAUGAGUCCGAGCUCUAGUGAAGAUAAACUCAGAAACAGAAAUAAAAUAAGCAAAUUUUUUAACUCUUAAUCUUUUUAUUAGAAUCUACGAAUAGUGCCCCUUUCUCCUCUAAUUUAUAUUUCAUUAAUUUGACCAAAAACAAUAAAUAUUUGUUCCGUAACACUGAUUAUAACUCUUUGUUCCUGUAUGUGUCAUGAUGCCAAUUAUAUGGUGGAAACUAAAUGAUAAUGGGCAUAGCCAGGGUCACUUUGGAGAAAAUAUAAGUUACCUUUUAUACAAAUUUUAACUUGGUAUUUUAAAAACAAGCUAUUAUACUUAAACCAUAUACAUAUGUGGUUUGAGUAUAAAAAAAUUAAUAUGUAAAGUUAAUGUUACUUAUGUUGGCUAUGCCCAUCCUCCCAACCAUUCUUAAAAUAAUGCAGUUACCUAAAAAUUGUUAUAUAAAUUAUUCGUAUUUUCGUUUUAUUUUGUCUUAGACUAAGUGAAAUAUGGACACAAAUAACAUGCCAAUUAUUAAAUUCAGCAAAUAAAUUUUAGUUUCUAAAUAUCUAUGUAAAAUAAUUUAAAAUGUCUUGAGACACAUUGUGUAUUAUAUAAUAAAUAAUGCUCUGAGAGAUACAAAAUGAAUAUCGAUUAUUAUGUAAAAUGACAUUUGCUUAUGAACCAAUCUUCAAAUUUCUAUGACUACAGACCAUUAAUGUUAACAAAUAAAACAUAUUUUAACAGUACAAACGAUCAAGGAACAAUAAAAUUAUGUUGUUAUCUUAAA
Messenger RNA from Manduca sexta (tobacco hornworm), 2627 nucleotides. Its product is annotated as facilitated trehalose transporter Tret1. Gene Ontology annotation, cellular component: membrane. The coding region runs from base 227 to 1759 and encodes 510 amino acids. Gene Ontology annotation, molecular function: transmembrane transporter activity. NCBI's taxonomy places the organism in Eukaryota, Metazoa, Arthropoda, Insecta, Lepidoptera, Sphingidae. The record is from RefSeq and is a predicted model, not a curated record. Gene Ontology annotation, biological process: transmembrane transport. The transcript has 4 exons.